Kwoniella mangroviensis CBS 8507 is the source of this 2205-nucleotide messenger RNA. RefSeq lists its product as uncharacterized. NCBI's taxonomy places the organism in Eukaryota, Fungi, Basidiomycota, Tremellomycetes, Tremellales, Cryptococcaceae. The transcript is spliced from 25 exons. Gene Ontology annotation, cellular component: cytoplasm; perinuclear endoplasmic reticulum. Gene Ontology annotation, biological process: lipid storage; triglyceride biosynthetic process. The coding region runs from base 1 to 2205 and encodes 734 amino acids. Gene Ontology annotation, molecular function: phospholipid:diacylglycerol acyltransferase activity. The record is from RefSeq and is a predicted model, not a curated record.
AUGCCUCGUAAAGCAAAGGUCCACACGGAGAUGGAUGAUGAUGGUGAUGUCGAAAUAACCGUUAAACAACCUACUCCCCCUCCAACUUCCCCCUCAACAAUAAUUAAAGGUAAAAGUAAAAGCAAAUCUGCGAGCGGUACUAGGACGCCUCCUCCUACUGGACUUCGACAGAGGAUCAAAAAUACCGUAGAUGAGAUAAGUAAAGAGACGGAAGAGCUGCACGUGAGAUUGCGGAAGAAGGAUGACGGGCAUUACAAGCUCUUAGCUCCCGGAACGCCCUUCAACGAGAUAGACCUUAGCGAAUCGACGUUCUUCAGACAUGAUGGACAUAAAGGCAAACCUACCUGGAGUUCAUGGUUGUUCGGACGAAAAUUCGUCUUCCCUGCAGGUGUCAUAUUGGGUAUAUGUCUAGCUCUAUGGGCAGUGGACUUGACUACUUUACCCGCCGACAUGAAAGAUAUCUGGUCUACUUUACCUGCUGCCUUGGAUCCCAGAGAUUUAUUGGCUAAUCUGACUGUCGUCGAGGGCGCAAGGAGAGCAUUGGAAAAUCGAGAUUUCACAGUUGGUGAAUCCCUAGUCGAGCAAUAUGGUCUACAGAAACAUCAUCCGAUAGUCUUGAUCCCGGGGAUUGUAUCGACAGGAUUGGAAAGUUGGGGUACGGAAAGUGUGGCUAGGCCCUUCUUCCGAAAGAGAUUAUGGGGUACUUCGACGAUGAUACGAGCCGUGUUGACUAAUAAAGACAGAUGGAUUCAGGCGUUAUCUAUCGACCCUGAGACUGGAUUGGACCCACCUGGGUUCAAGAUCAGAGCUGCUCAAGGGCUGGACGCUGCUUCCGAGUUCAUCCAAGGAUAUUGGAUAUGGCAGAAGAUCGUGGAAAAUCUGGCUACGCUGGGGUACGAUACUAAUUCGAUGGACAUGGCUGCAUAUGAUUGGCGAUUGGCAUAUUAUAAUCUAGAAACAAGAGAUGCAUAUUUUACAAGAUUAAAAGGUAGGAUAGAAACCAUGAGGAGACAUAAUGGUCAGAAGGUCGUACUUUGUUCGCAUUCCUUGAAAUGGGUGGAAUCGGAUCCUAAGGAGAACGGAUUUGGUGGUGGUGGGGGCGCGGCCUGGGUUGAGGAAAACAUCGAAUCCUGGAUCAACGUCGCUGGAACGAUGUUGGGUGUAUCAAAAGCCAUGACGGCGUUCUUAUCUGGAGAGAUGAGGGAUACUGUCGAGCUGCAUCCUGCCGGAUCAUGGGUUUUGGAGAAGUUCUUCUCACGCAGAGAAAGGGCCAAACUGUUUAGAAGGUGGCCAGGAUCAACUUCGAUGUGGAUGAAAGGCGGCAAUCGAAUAUGGGGUAAUGAUAGCUCUGCUCCGGACGACCCAACUAAUGCCACUGAUACACACGGUCGAUUCUUCUCGUUCCGUCAUCCUGGUACUUCCGAGGAGGAGUCCUCGUUGAAUAGAUGGACUGUUUCUCCCAACUUGACUCUGAAUGAGGCUGGACCUUAUGUUCUGACUCAUACACCGCCGAGUUUCCAGAGGAUGAUGGAAAGUAACUAUAGUGUAGGGUUCGAGAGGGAUGAAGAGCAAUUGAAGAGGAAUGAUAGGGAUCAUACUAAAUGGAGUAAUCCUCUUGAAGUCAGAUUACCUGAAGCUCCGUCGAUGAAGAUAUUUUGUUUGUAUGGACAUGGCAAAGAGACAGAGCGAUCGUACUGGUACAUGCAAGGGGAGUACGAGCAUGAUGAUACGCGCUCUGACGCGGAGAAUGAAGAUGCAUAUUGCGAUACCACCGACCCGUCAAACGGGUGCGACAACUCGACCACCCUCCGCGCACCUUUAGAUUUUCCCUUAUCGCGUAAACACUGGAUAGAUUCAGUGGUCACCGUCAAAGGUUCAAACCCCGAAGUACGAUCCGGUGUGAAGUUCGGUGAUGGGGAUGGGACAAUACCGGUGAUUAGUUUGGGAAGUAUGUGUGUGAAAGGGUGGAAUGGAACUACUAGGUGGAACCCUGCUGGUAUCGAGGUUAUAACACAGGAAUACCUACAUUCACCUGAAAGUAUGGAUUUAAGAGGAGGCGCACAAACAGCGGAUCAUGUAGAUAUCUUAGGAGCCACACCACUCAACACGGCGAUACUGAAGAUAGCUGCUGGUAGAGGUGAUCUGGUGACUCAACAGAUUGGUUCGGAGAUUUUCGAGUAUGUCAAGAAGCAGGAUUGGGAUUAG